This is a messenger RNA of Entamoeba invadens IP1, 3984 nucleotides long. Its product is annotated as talin, putative. Bases 1 to 3984 code for a protein of 1327 amino acids. Gene Ontology annotation, biological process: cell-cell adhesion. Gene Ontology annotation, cellular component: plasma membrane; cytoskeleton. Lineage: Eukaryota; Evosea; Mastigamoebida; Endamoebidae. Gene Ontology annotation, molecular function: actin binding. The transcript has a single exon. The record is from RefSeq and is a predicted model, not a curated record.
AUGGAGGAGUAUGCCCUCUUCCGCCCAAACAAUCAAGAUAGUAGUCAAGGUGAAUGGAUGAUACCCAAGCGUACUAUUGAAUCGUACGGGUUAGUCACCGACGAUCGCAUUUGGUUCCGUGCCCGGAUGCAAAUAGUGAAUGUGAUGUUACCGGAUGGUUCGCAGAAGAAAAUGAUGUUAGAUGUAUGUCAGCCGAUUAAAGGCUUAAUAGCAGCGAUAGCAGAUAAGAUGUCUCUCCACCACGCCGAAGCCUUUGGGAUUCAAGUGUAUGGCACAAAGCGCUUCUUGAAGAUGAAGAAUUCGUUGUAUGAAGUUGCUCCGUGUGACGCGGUGUUUACAUUAAAGAAGCGCCACUUCAUUCAAGAGGGAGAAUUGAAUCGCGACGACCCGAUGUUGUUACAUCUGACGUACGUCCAAGCCCAUGAUAAUAUAGUCGAUGGGUUAUACCCCUGCACGCGCGACGAGAUCAUUAGAUUUGGCGCAUUAAACAUGAUGAUCGACAGUGGCAAAUGUUCCGAUGACAAGAAGGUGAAUUCGGUGCAUCAAGUGAGUCACGACAUCAUCCCGAAGUGUUACCAAUCGAAGGACAUCGAGAAGGAGAUCUUCAACGGGUGGAAGAAGAUGAAUGCGAUGACUCCGAUCGAUGCCAAAUACAAGUACUUACAGUUGUGUAUGACACUCCGGUCGUAUGGGAUGAAUAUCUAUGCCGGGGGUAUUGAGCCCAAAGGUGUCGUUCAACCGGAAGAAGGCAAGAAGAAGAAAUUGUCUUCCGUCUUUAUGGCGUUUAGUCCAACUGAUUUAAAAAUGUUGUCUCCGGAACAUAAAGUGUUAAUGUGUGAACCGUACGAACAUCUCAAAACAUGGAAAUUCUCUGAUGAAACAAUUACAUUCGACUUCGCGAAGUAUAAUAACGGAGAAACUAUUGUUUUCUAUACUAAAGAAGGCGAAGAUAUCUUCUCGUUAGUAGCAGGGUAUAUGGAGAUCAUCACAAUGAAGGCUUCGAAGGCUAUUGUGGACGACAGAGACUUAGAAAAGGCAACUGAAGUCGAAUUGACAAAGAAGAAGAAGACGGCUGCUGUGAAGACGACGACGGUCAAGACGCGAAUUGCCGCAGUACCUCCACCUAUUGCUCAAGCGGCACAAAUCACAGAUUCUUCAAACGUCUUUGUAGCAAAUAAGGAGUAUGCGUUACCAGUCAACUUCUCUGUCGAUUUGAAAGAGAAGGCGCAGAGUAACGAAGAGAUCUGGAGAAACCAAUUAAGAAAUCAAUCGGACAAUUUACUGAGUUUGCUGAAGCCCUUGUCUGAAAGCUUUAGAGGAGGAAGUAAAAUGGCGAAUGAGAAGAUCAAGCAGUUUGGGUUCUACGUUGAUGGUAUUCGAGCGGCUGUUAUGAGUGGAGCGGCGUCAGUGGAGGACAGAGAAGUCUUAGAAGCCAUGACAAACAACUUAAUGGACGCUGUGAGAGAUUAUAUGGACAUCUGUGCUGCGUUAGAAAAGGAUCCGAACAAUCCGGCACUCCUUGCGGCGUUAGCAGAUGCUGAGAAACGCGUCCAAAUGUGUACACAAGCCUUGAACGCAUGUUCACAAGGGUUAGUUAUGAACGUCGACCAAGAUGUUGUCUUUGAAUUGUCGACAUCCAUCUGCGCUGAUGUCGACUGUGCUUGUGAAUUAGCUCGAACGUUAGCUGGAGAUAUAGUUGAACAAGCUAUUACGGAUGCGCAGACGAAUGCGCGGUUAUUGAUGUAUGGGUCACAGUCGAUGGGACUUGCCAUGUCGAGUGAUGAGUGUCAAUCGAUCAUGAAAGAUUUGUUAGCGAAUUGUAAGAACUCUACUGUCAAUUUAUUGGAGACGUCACAAUUGAAAGGGACUGCUGCUGGUGGACCUCUUGAGAUAGAUGUCGACGACAUUUGUAAAGGGUGUGACUUAGUCGAUAACUUUGUGGAAGACAUUAAAAACAAUAAGAAUAACAAACGAAAGAAUUUCAUCGAAUCGACCGGAAAUUGUUUGCAGAUGGCGGACUGGCUUUCGACGUUACAAAACAUGCGAAUCGAAGAUGUCCAAAAGGCAGCAAUUGAGAUGAAAAAGGAGAUCCCAAUAUUUGUGAAGUACAUGAAGGAGAACGUUUCACAAGUUGAAAUCGACGACGCGAAGAGGCAAUUUGUGAUCUCCAAUUUGAAGGAGAUGACAGUCAAUGCCAAAGUCAUCAUGACAAAUGCGGACCAAACGCAAUAUAAAUCACAGAACAAUGACGAUAUCAGAGAGGCUGCUGGACUCAUUGCAGACUCUAUUAGAGCAGUCAUGGGCGAUGAAGUGAAUGAAGUAGUUCAUAACUCGAUGUACUCGGACUCAAAGAAAGCUGCUAUCUCCUGUGCGAAGUUGAAUCAAAUACUUAAGAAGCAAAGUCGCAAUGAGAAGAACGCGAAGUAUUCUGACCAAUUAAUGAAAGCCGCACGAAUGACUUCAUUAGCUGCAGAACAGUUGUUGGCGCCUGUUGAAGAAGAUGAGGACGAGAGAAAGUUCAUCGAGAAGUCAAAGAAGAUCACGAGUGGAUAUGUCGAUAUGUCCACUGAACUUGCGUCGCUGACAGAAGUCAUUGAAGAGGGAAGAUCUGAUAUAGUAGAAGAGAAGAUCCAACUUGAUUUGAUGAUGCAGAAGCUCGAGCAAGAUGUGAAUACCUUCCAACAUCAAGAUAUGACAUCAUCGAUCCACACUGCAUCUUCUGAUUAUCGUAUGGCAGCAACAGAACUGAAGAGGGAAUAUUUAUUAUUAGAGUCUGCCACUGAAUUUGAAGAGGUUGGAAUUAAAGAAGAAUUGAAUGAAGACGCUCUGAAGAGUCUCGAGGAGUUCUCUAAAUUGCGCCAUCAGCUUGAUGUGAUUGAGAUGUAUAACUACCACACCCCAGAAGUUGUUGCGUGUGUCUCUCAAAAGUCCAAAGAAGUCUUAGAGAAGCUGAUUAAAGCUUCUAAGACGUCGAAAAAGAAAAAUGAGAGGAAGAUGGUCUUAGACGCUGCUAUGAAACUCUCGAAUGAGACUUCAAGACUGUUAACUGCAGUUGAACAAGAGUCUGUUGGUGUUCAAGUGAAUAAAGCGUCAAUUGAGAAUGACUUAACUUGUGCUGAGAAACAAGUUGUGAACAUCUUGAAGAUUGAAGAAGCCGUUGAUUUCAAUAUUACACAAGCUGUCGAAGUGACCGAAGAAGUGAUUAGUGCGGAGUCUGUUGCAUUAGAUAAGAUGAAAUUGAGUACAUCUGAGAUAGAAGCCAUUUAUCAGGACAUUCAAAAGGAAGUCCAACACAAGAAAGAAGUAGCAGAUGCCUCUGAAGACCCCAAAUUAAUCGUAGAAGCUGCUUUACAAGAAGCUGUUGUUGUUAUGAUUGGAUCAUCAAUUGGAGUCUUGUCGACAGCAACACAGGCACAGACGGAGUUAGUCGCUCAAUUAUCGAAUCCACAGACUUCCCAAGGCGUAUUAAGAAACAAAGAAUAUGCCGACGAGUUAGUUAAAGCUGUCGAUGAAGUCAAAGACACUGCUUUAGAGUUACAGAGACAAGUGAAAGAUGAUAAAAUCGACUCCGAUGAGUUAGUCAAGACUGCAGAUAAGAUCGGGAAGAAGGUCGAAAGAGUUGUCGUCUCAUGUCGAGCAGGAACUAAGACUAAAACUAAGAGUAAUCGUUACAAAGAAUUACUCGACGCGUCUAAAAAGCUUGCCGACGCGACAAAGAACCUCUUAACGUGCGCUAAAGAUGUCGACGAAUUUGAUGAUACCCCUAUUGUCGUCCAAAUGAAUAUGCCACCUCCCCCACCACCUGUAGUUGUAACGGAUGUUAAGGUAGACGAUGUACAAGACGACGUCGAAACGUUUGGUAUCGACGAGUAUACCUUGAGGGAAAUCGAACAACAAAAGAAAAUCUUCGACUUGGAGAAAAAACUCCAGGCAGCUAAAAAGAAAAAAAUCGACUUGGAAGAACUAGCGAAGACUUUUCAAUAA